AGCAGCUCGGGCAAGGAAGAGUGGACUUGAGCUCAGUUCCCGGUGUCGGUCUCUGUUGCGGAUACCGAACCUUUCUGACAAAGUCUAGUAUCUACCCCGACUUAUCAGCAAUGGCGCCCUUGACCAGGUUCACUUGGAGGUUGUGCUUCGUGGUACUUAGCUGGGUGGGCGUGGUGAGCGCGAGUCCAAUUGCUCUGGAAAGCAGAGGUACGUUGAGACAACCAAUGAUUCGCUCAAGGCCUAUGUUUUCCCAACCCAUUACGGCUCCGUCGAGAAUGCGCAACUGAAUCCAGGAACAUGUAUUCCGUCAUUGGCGAUUGGUCGCCGAGUCCCUAGUACACCAGAAACUGACA
Molecule: messenger RNA, 353 nt
Organism: Westerdykella ornata
Lineage: Eukaryota; Fungi; Ascomycota; Dothideomycetes; Pleosporales; Sporormiaceae
Exons: 1
Coding region: 111-287 (58 amino acids)
Source: RefSeq, a predicted model, not a curated record